GGCCGGGGCUGGGGCGGGGGGCGCCCAGCUCCCUGGCAGCCGCCCCCUCCCCGCGGCGCCCGCCCUCCUUCCGCCGCGGCCGCGGGCCGGGAUGCUGCCGCCCAGCCGGCAGCUGGCCGCCCGGCCGGGGGCCAUAAAGGGCCGGGGCCAGGGCGGCGGGCGGCACUGCGGCGGCCCGCGGGCGGAUGCGGCAGCGGGGAGCGGCUCCUCCCUCUUGCCGGCUGCCGCGGGCGGCCCCGCAGCCGCAGCAUGGCUCUCCCCGCGGCGCUGGCCGAGAUGCCCCGACAGUUUCCAAAGCUGAACAUCUCUGAGGUUGAUGAACAGGUGCGACUUCUAGCGGAGAAGGUAUUUGCUAAAGUCCUCCGAGAAGAAGACAGCAAAGAUGCCUUGUCGCUAUUCACCGUUCCUGAAGACUGCCCUAUCGGGCAGAAAGAGGCUAAGGAAAGGGAACUGCAGAAGGAAUUGGCAGAACAGCAGUCUGUAGAAACAGCCAAAAGGAAGAAAAGUUUCAAGAUGAUUCGAUCCCAGUCUUUGUCAUUACAAAUUCCAACCCAGGAAUGGAAAGCACCAUCAGUCAAUCCUGUUCUGUCUCCUGCAACACCAGUUCUUCCAAGUGCUUUUCUGCCAGUCCAAGUGCCAUAUGAUGUACCAGAGUUUCAGAGAGUUUCAAUUAGUGGGGACUACUGUGCAGGGGUUACAGUUGAUGAUUAUGAACAAGCUGCCAAGAGCCUGGUGAAAGCUCUUCUCAUUCGAGAAAAGUACUCACGUCUUGCCUACCAUCGCUUCCCAAGAACAACAUCCCAGUAUUUGUGCAGCAUGAGAGAUGAAAAAUGGAAGGUUGAAGAUGAAGUGUAUCCAGAUUUUCAUUCACCCCCAGAAGAAAAUGAAGAUCCUUACAAUCUUGAUGAUGCUCCAGACAAUUUGGAUUAUGUUAUCAAGAUAAAAGGUGGCAUUCCCUUUAUUUAUGAUAACAAGGAAAUGAUGGAACUCAAUGAGCCUCGGAGUCUGCCAUAUCCUGACCUGGAGACCUAUACACUUGACCUGAGCCACGUUCUUGCUCUAAUUGCAGAUGGUCCAACAAAAACAUAUUGCCAUCGGCGACUUAACUUUUUAGAAUCUAAAUUCAGUUUACAUGAGAUGUUAAAUGAAAUGUCUGAAUUUAAAGAACUAAAGAGUAAUCCCCAUCGAGACUUUUAUAAUGUGAGAAAGGUUGAUACGCAUAUCCAUGCUGCCGCCUGCAUGAACCAGAAACAUUUGUUGAGGUUUAUUAAGCACACUUAUCAAACGGAGCCAGACAGGAUUGUUGCAGAGAAAAAAGGCAAGAAGAUGACUUUAAAGCAAGUGUUUGAAAGCCUUCACAUGGACCCUUAUGACCUCACUGUAGACUCUUUAGAUGUUCAUGCAGGUCGUCAAACAUUUCAUCGAUUUGACAAAUUCAAUUCUAAAUACAAUCCAGUUGGUGCCAGUGAGCUGAGAGACUUGUAUUUGAAAACUGAGAACUACAUUGGUGGUGAAUACUUUGCUCGUAUGGUCAAGGAAGUAGCCUGUGAACUAGAAGAAAGUAAAUACCAGUACACAGAACCCCGGUUAUCCAUUUAUGGGCGGUCUCCAGAUGAAUGGCAGAACUUGGCAAAAUGGUUCAUUAAACAUAAAGUUUACUCACCUAACAUGCGCUGGAUAAUUCAGGUUCCCAGAAUCUAUGAUAUAUUUAGGUCAAAAAAUAUUCUGCCUAGUUUUGGGAAGAUGUUGGAGAACAUCUUUGUACCUUUGUUUGAGGCAACAAUCAAUCCCAAACAGCACAAAGAACUGCACCUUUUCCUCAAAUAUGUGACUGGCUUUGACAGUGUUGAUGAUGAAUCCAAACACAGUGGCCAUAUGUUCUCUGACAAGAGCCUUAACCCUGACCUCUGGACCAGUGAGAAGAAUCCCCCAUACAGCUAUUAUUUGUAUUACAUGUAUGUCAACAUCAUGCUGCUAAACAACCUUAGGAGGGAAAGAGGCAUGUGUACUUUUCUGUUUCGACCUCACUGUGGAGAAGCUGGGUCUAUCACACACCUUGUAUCAGCCUUUCUGACAGCCGACAACAUUUCGCAUGGAUUGCUCUUGAAGAAGAGUCCAGUUCUCCAGUAUCUUUAUUAUCUUGCACAAAUACCCAUUGCCAUGUCUCCACUUAGUAACAACAGCCUAUUCCUGGAGUACUCAAAAAAUCCAUUACGGGAAUUUCUACAUAAGGGACUUCACGUCUCUCUCUCUACAGAUGAUCCUAUGCAAUUUCAUUAUACAAAGGAAGCUCUCAUGGAGGAAUAUGCCAUUGCAGCUCAGGUGUGGAAACUAAGUACCUGUGACUUGUGUGAAAUAGCAAGAAACAGCGUACUACAGAGUGGAUUGUCAAAUAAGGAAAAACAGAAAUUCUUAGGGGUGAAUUACUGUAAAGAGGGGCCUGAGGGAAAUGACAUUCGAAAGACAAAUGUUGCACAGAUCCGGAUGGCCUUCAGGUAUGAGACAUUGUGCAAUGAACUUAGUUUCCUGUCUGAUGCUAUGAAAACAGAAGAGAUUUCUGCUCUGUCAAAGUAGUUUCAAACCCAAAGAAACUAGAACCUUUCACUCCUAACCAGGAUCACAUGCUAAUAUAGAAUCAUCUGUCAUUGAGCGCUACCAAGACAUAACUGUUUGAACAAUAUGGAGAGAAACAGAGUGUCUAUGGAAGGUAAAACAACAUUUGCUGUUAUCUUUUACUGCAUUAUUCUCAUUGCAAAAAUUUCUGUUUCUAUAAACAUUAGGCUUUCCAAGACUGCUGUAAACAUUAGAUGCAAAUUCACAAACGUGUAUCAUUUGUUUCAUACUGUUUUAACUGUACACUGUAUUGUAGCUGGGAAAAUUACAGAGAAUAUUCAUAAUGCAUCUGUGAUAUGCUGCUUAGAAUACUGCAGCUGCUGACAGGAUACAUGCACCUGGUUUUGUCCUGCCAAUCUCAGUGGCAAUCAUGGCAUAUAGCAUUUGUAAGUUUAACCCUUUAUUAAUUAGCAGAUUGUAUGGGGUAUAUAAUUUUGAGACUACUUUUUCACUGUAGAAGGUGGUCUGACACAGUUUUUACCUUAAUGUUUUAGCAGUUAUAUUAGAAAACAAGAAAAAAAUAAAAUCUGGUAGUCGCUUUUCGUGACUGAAGAAUUACCUCCUGUUGUCACCUAGUAUUUGGAUGUCUGUGAAGAAUGGCAGAUUAAUGCUUUUUAAUCUAAUAAAUAGAAAACAUGGUGUCAAAAUCAUCGCUAUUGCACACUGUAAUAAUGAGUGCAGUUGCAUCAUGAAAAUGUUGCCUUGAAAGUAGAGAACACUUUUUAAUUGCUUUGUAACUAAUGGGAAUAUGUGGGUAUGCCGGUUCAAAUUAUUUUGAAAAUCAUGGUUGCAUGUAAAGAAAAAAUUUUUACUUGAACAGAGGAAGUGUUCUUAUCAAUCAGUGGUAGAAACUCCAAACCUGGGUUCUGGUGCUACUUCUGACAUCUUUUUACACAUUUAUGUUAGUUUGUAUUUUAGUCAAUUAAAGAGUUCAAUAAGAAGUCAAAUUGUCUAUUUAUGCAGAAGUUAGCCCACCUAAAAUAUGUAAUUUCAGCUCAUUUUAUGUUGUUAAAUGUUUUAUUUAUGAUGGAGUGAGUGGAUUAGUAAAAUAUAGCUGCUAUAAUAUUUAUCAAUCUUCUUUCUGUUUGAUCAUCCUUCUUAAGACGAAGUACUACUAUUCCUUCAGAAAGGUUAAAGGUAGUAACAUGGUAGCAUUUCUCUACUGUAGAAGCUGCAUGUAGUUUUAUACCAAGAAAGACUCAAGGCUAGGGGGAGCAGGCAAUGUUGAAGUCUGGAAGUCCAACAUUACACUACUUAAUUUGAAGGUAUACAGUCCCUGAGGUAGGGUCCUGAGCCUACAAUUACUACAUAGAGAAGUUAGGCAUCUUAGAACAGUAAUUCAUAAUUAAUGCAUAAAAAGCAAAUAAUUAAUGCUAGCCAAUAAAGCCUCCCUUGACCUAAAUGGCUGCCUGUUUUACUGCGUCAGAUGCUUCAGGCCACUUGGGUUUCUUAGGGUGACCUUUCUCCUGGGGGUUGGGCACCUACAUCCUUUCAAGGGCUGAUCAGGUCUCACCUUCCCUUGUAAAUGCAGCCAGAAGUAGCAGUGGUGACACCACCAGUACCAGCUUAUACAUAAAUAAUAGCAUAAAUGUCUAUACUUCAUAUUAGGAGACAUACUCCUCUCCUCCCCUCAGGCUGUGGGAGUUCAAAACAAUACCUACAAGGAGGAUUUCUUAAUGUACCUGCUGUCCUGAAUGGGGUCUGCAGGGAGACUGCACCAAAAUGAAGGGAGGAGGUAUUCCCUACCACCUCUGAUAGCUGUGCAGUCCUAUAAGAAGAGACUUGCCCUAAAGAACCCAAGGAAGCAGCUUGGAUGUGAGGUCACUCUGAGGGUGCAAUGGGGUGGGAGCUGGUCCCCAAGCUGUCCAGGUGGAGAGGCCCCUGGGGCACAGGAGCAGCCUUCAGGCCAUCCAGGCAACUCUACAGUUAGCCAGAGUCAUAGAGCUCACAGGGAGCUGCAGUGCUUACAGGGCUUGAAGAAAAGUUUUUUCAUCCAAAACAUGAUUGUAGACAGAUGUUGGCAGGCUUUACUUUAGCUCUUCAGCGACCUAGCGUAAAGCCUGCAGUGCUCAACUAGGGCCAGAUUUUGUACUCCGUGCGCAUCUAACGACCCUGUUGAAACAGUGCUACUGAUACUGCUCAACUCUGUGUUAAUAAAUUUGUCCAAAGUUCUCAGUCAACCAUACCUGUUGGCCUCACUGACUGUUAGAAAUUUUAGGUGCUCAUACAAUACUUUGUCAGGAUCUUUAAUUUUCUUAGGACAAAGUUUGAAAAAAGUGGUUCCAACAUUUUAGCUGUAUAAAAUGCAGAAGCCUUGUUUUCAGUAGUACAGUGCACUAAGAAAUUGUUAUAAGCAUACUAUUAUUUACCUGAAAGAGUAUGUGUUCAGUCUAAGUAAGCAAAAUACUUGGUUUGAAGAAUUUAACUUUUAAUUAUCUUCAUCCAAUAGAGAGAAUCAUUGCUUUACUCAGGUUCUUUUGCCUAAAGAUUGCUAUUAGCUCUUCUUUUGUCUGUCACUAAGAUACUAUUUAGCUUUUUUAAAAUUAUCCCAAAUUUUUGUAUAUUUAAUACCUUUCAGCUUUCCUUACCUCAAACAUAUAAGGUUCUAACAGUUCUGUAGCUCUUAAACAAAAACCCACAACUGGAUUUGAAGCUUGUUAUUGUCAAAAUCCAGAUUACUAUCCAGUAAUGACCACAAACUGCCAUUACUGCAAGGAAUGUCCCUUGUUUUAGGACCAGUUCUACUUCCAGUGCUUUCUGGGGUGCUGCUUUUAGUGAUAAAUGGAGCUACUAGUGUUAUAUUUUAGGAAACAAACCCACAUCCUUUCAAGCAUCCAUUACUACCUCUCUUGCGGUCAUCUUUUAAUUAGGCAAAGUUUUUUGACUCUCAGGUCCACUUCUGAAACUUACUUUUGUAUUUUUUUAAGUUGUUUUGUUCUAAGCUAUGGCUGCUCAAAAUAACCUUGCAGUCUUAAGAUAUGUAUGUGAUGAAGGACAGACCCAAUGUUGAAAUGUUACUGUCACCUGAAUUACUCUUACACAUUUUACUCAAAUGUGAGAUUGGCACUUGCUACUUUUUCCCCAGAUAGUGCUGAGAUUAAACCUGGUUGCACCAAAACUCAUGUUUUACUCCAACAGUACAGAGGAGACCUAAAAGAACAUCACUGCAGGGGGUGGGUUUUUUUUGAUUUUUGCUUCAGAAUGAGAAAGUAUCCUAUUUUCUCAUCAUUUUAUUGAUGUUCAGAUUGAAGCAUUAUUCAAGACUUCCUUACAUCGGGCAGCUCAGAGCAUUUUACAAUUUCACUUAAAAUCCACCGAUAAAACUUUUGACCAAAACAGGUAUUAAACGUCACAGUAGUCUUUUGAGAUAUACUUAAUUACGGUUGAGAUUUGUAACAUAUCUAUUUGAACCAUUUCUAGUGAUGCCCUUCGUUGUAUGUUACUUUAGCAAACUUAAGGCACUUGCUCUGCCACUGGAUAAUACAGAAUUUUCUUACCCCAGAGCUACCCUAUCUUUUGAGAUCAUUGUUCUUCACCUGUCCAAGCCCUUCUGUUUUUCCUCUACUAUGUAGUAGUUUAAGUAUCUGUAGCCCAGUUUAAUCUGUCUGAAAAAGGGGGGAGGGAAGUCUGUAAAAACUGCUUUUUCUCUCUGCGUCUGGGUUGAGUGGUGUUUUAUCUUUUGCCUCUUGUGGAAACAUUAAGCAUUACACUGAAAAAUAAAUGAUAAAAGAACAUG
This is a messenger RNA of Dromaius novaehollandiae (emu), 6349 nucleotides long. RefSeq names its product adenosine monophosphate deaminase 3 (gene AMPD3). Gene Ontology annotation, molecular function: AMP deaminase activity. The transcript is spliced from 15 exons. The record is from RefSeq and is a predicted model, not a curated record. Lineage: Eukaryota; Metazoa; Chordata; Aves; Casuariiformes; Dromaiidae. Gene Ontology annotation, cellular component: cytosol. Gene Ontology annotation, biological process: AMP metabolic process; IMP salvage. Bases 250 to 2574 code for a protein of 774 amino acids.